This is a messenger RNA of Myripristis murdjan (pinecone soldierfish), 6017 nucleotides long. RefSeq names its product WAPL cohesin release factor a (gene wapla). The record is from RefSeq and is a predicted model, not a curated record. The transcript is spliced from 20 exons. Lineage: Eukaryota; Metazoa; Chordata; Actinopteri; Holocentriformes; Holocentridae. The coding region runs from base 306 to 3818 and encodes 1170 amino acids.
AAGAGGGAGGGGAGAUUUUAAUGGCCGUCAGUGGCACUACAAAAUGCAAAAAAGUCUGGAUUAUAAACAGUAUUUGGACUAUACUAUCCGCGGGUGCGUGUAGACGAUUUUCCUUUGUUUCCAGGCAUUAUUUUUACAUCAUAUUGGGGUUAGUGGUGUAUUUCUAGGGCUGUUUUUGAGAGCAUUGAGCGGACUUUACCCGCUUGGUUUGUGCGCGAGUGGCUGAUAAGGCCUAGCCGGCUGGCUGGAGAGCGAGCGGUUGUUCAUCGGAGUUGAAAGGGAAUAUGUAACAUAAAGCAACCAAAAUGACAUCUAGAUUUGGCAAAACAUACAACCGCAAGGGAGGAGAGGCUAAUUCUAAAUUUGAAGAGGUCUUCUCAAAUAAAAAGCCUACUCUGACCACCAAAUGGGGAGAGACCACCUACAAGGCUCAGUUGGGGGCCAAAAGGCCUCUCCUGAAACCUGAAGUUCCCGAGCUUCCCAAGAGACCCAGGCUUGAGGACAGUGAUAGUGACGAAGACCCGUUUGGGUUUGACAGCGACGACGAGUCCAAGACUGUAACCUCUCACAGCGUGUCCCAGUUUAAAGCAGAUGAGGGGGACGUUACGAAGACGCCCUCGGUCCAGAGCAGUGAGACCACCACUCUUGUGGCCUCUACACAGGGCGCUACAGGCUCAACAGUGAGAUUCACGAGUAAGCAAACAUCUGAGGACAAGGUUGUAAAGAAUAGUCAGCCUUCAUGCAAAAGCACAUCAGAUAGCAGCCAGAAACCUGCAGCCGUGUCCUCCUUUUCAAAGACAGUCUCUUCUGAUGUUUGUAACUCAGUAGGGACUCAGCGGUCCAUAUCCUCUUCCCCCAGUUUAGAUUAUACUGAUGCACCAGCAGGUAGCAGAGACUCCCAAGUGGAUGGACUUCCCACAGAAGGGCAGAAAAGUGCAGAACAGGAGCCUCCUGUAGAGCCUCCAGUGGACAACAUUCCCCCUUCCCCUUUCACCCUCAGGGCCUCCAACUGUAAGACCUACCGGCGACCCAACCGAAAAACCUCCUCUGAAUCUGCAGAAAACAACAGUAGCAGCAGCAGUAAGCCCCCUGACACAGCGAGUGCCGUAGUGAAACCCAACAGUGUCUUUGCCGCUAGCGCAAGCAAUACUUCUGCCAAUGCCAACACAGCAGCCAAGCCGGCAGCAGCAGCAGGCAGGGGCAGGGGGAGGGUACGGGACUACACAGUGCUGCACCCGUCUUGUCUGUCAGUGUGCAACGUUACCAUUCAGGACUCCAUGGAGCGCAGCAUGGAUGAGCUUGUCACCCCGGCUGCCCCUUCUGACCUGGGAGAGGCAGGCCAGAUGAAGAAGAAGUCGGAUGUUCCACCGCCCAAACCCACCAGGUUCAGACCAACCCAGACAAAGACCAAGAAGGAGACCAAGCUGGAGUUCUUUGGCUUUGAGGACAAAGAGGACCAGGAGGGUGAGGAAGGGUCAGAGGGCAGCAUGGCAGGCAGCAGUAGCUAUAAGAUUAAGUACUUUGGCUUUGAUGACCUGAGCGAGAGCGACAGUGAUGAUGAGAGCUCCCAGGCCAAAGAAAAGAAGAAGACCAAGACGGCAGCUGCAGCCUUGGCUGCUCUGAGCUCCAGUGUGGACAGCCCUCAUACCAGUGACUCUCAGGACAGCCAGGCUAGCAGCAAUCCAGAUGCUUUUGAGUUCUCUGAUGACUCCAGCCCUGGGGCCACUGAUGGACAGAAGGGAUGCUCAGGGAAGCCAAGUGACAAAUCCAAGGACAUUGGCACUGGACCCAAAAAGAUCUUCAGUGGACCCAAAAAGUCCCCUGCUAAAGCUGUGUACAACGCUCGCCACUGGAACCAACCUGAACCAGAAGAGAUGCCUCCGCCUCCCCUGUCUCGAUCUCACACUGCACCGGCCAGUUUGUCAAGCGGCAGUAAGGACAGCAACUCCCACAAAGACGAUGGCCUGUUCAAAGCCCCCCCACCACCGCCCAAAGUCAUUAAAUCAGAGACCAUCCCCACGCGACCCAACCAGGAUAUCGUCACAGCACUGAAAUGCAGGAAGGAGCACAAGGAACUCUACACAGUGGUACAGCAUGUGAAGCAUUUCAAUGAUGUGGUGGAGUUUGGGGAGAACCAGGAGUUCACAGAUGACUUUGAGUAUCUGGAGACAGGGCUGAAGAGCAGCCAGCCACUCAACACAAGAUGCCUUAGUAUAAUCAGCCUGGCCACACGGUGUGCCAUGCCCAGUUUCAGGAUGCACCUGCGGGCCAGGGGGAAGGUGGCGCAGGUCUUCAAGAUGCUCAGUGAUGCUCCACAGCACCCGAAUCUCGCUCUGUGCACGGCUGCCCUGAUGUACAUUUUGAGCCGGGAUCGUCUCAACAUGGACUUGGACAGGGCCUGUCUGGAGCUAAUGAUCAAGCUGCUGGAGCUGGAGCAGGACCACUCAGCCCACCAAGAUCAGCUCACCGCUAAAGAGGUGGCAAAGGUCAAAGAGAAGAUCAGGAAACUGUGUGAGACAGUGCACAACAAGCACCUUGACCUGGAAAACAUCACGACGGGCCACCUGGCCAUGGAGACUCUGCUGUCUCUGACCUCCAAGAGAGCUGGGGAUUGGUUCAAAGAGGAACUACGACUACUGGGAGGCUUGGAUCACAUUGUAGACAAAGUGAAAGAGUGUGUGCAGAACCUGAGCCAAGAGGAUGACAAGGAGAACCUGGUUGCCUCCUUGUGGGGGGCUGAGAGAUGUCUGAGAGUGCUUGAGAGUGUGACAGUGCAGAACCCAGAGAACCAGAGUUACCUGAUUGCCUACAAAGACUCACAACUCAUCGUCUCUUCUGCUAGAGGUUUGCGGUACUGCGAGGAUAUGAUCCAGCGCUACAGUAGGGCAUUGAACAACACUUCCCUGUCAUCUUCGGGUGCAGCACUUCCCCACUGCAGCUUCAGUAACGUGGGCAAGGCUGUAGAGGACUGCAUGAGGGCUGUUAUUGGCGUGCUGCUUAACCUCACCCAUGAUAAUGAGUGGGGAAGCACCAAGACAGGUGAGCAGGAAGAGCUGAUAGUCACAGCUCUGAAUUGUGUCCUUCGGGUGCCACGCUUCAUCCCCCAGGAGCAGCGAUUUGAUGUGCGCGUACUGGGCCUGGGCCUGCUAAUUAAUCUUGUGGAGUACAGUGCCAGGAACCGCCACUGUCUGGUGGACAUGGACUACAAUGCCAUAGAUACCUGCCUGGAAGACAGCCUGAUCCAACCUGCUGACCCAACACAAGCAGGGACAGACGGAGAGUCGGCGCCGUCCUGCCCAACCGAGACCAAGGGAGAUGGAGCUGAUAAGCCCAAGGCCUCUGGUGCCCUGGCUGCCCUGGUGAAGCUCUUCCUGGAGAGAGAGCGGGCUGCCAUCCUGGCUGAGGCUAAGACUGACGACCUCAUCAGCGAGGCGCCGAAGCCGGCACUGGACCAGAGUGGUGAGUGGCAGGAGACAUCAGGAGAGAUCCAGUGGGUGGCUUCCGAAACCAAUGACAGCCAGAACGAGAAGAAAGAGGAGGAGGAUGAAGAAUUGGACCUAAAUAAAGCUCUUCAGCAUGCAGGCAAGCAUAUGGAGGACAGCAUUGUAGCCUCGUACACUGCUCUGCUGCUGGGCUGCCUCUGCCAGGGCAGCCAGAUCAAUGUGACUACUGUGAGGGAGCACCUACCUAAAGGGGAUUUCUCCAUCAUGACAGAAAUGCUGAAAAAGUUUUUGAACUUCAUGAACCUCACGUGUGCAAUGGGCACCACAGGACAGAAGUCCAUCUCACGGGUCAUCGACUACCUGGAGCACUGUUAACAGACAGCCAGACAGCUAACUCACAUUCAGACUGUACAUCAGAGAGAUUCCAGAUAAUUCUGGCACCCCUACCCUGACAGGAGCCACAAUGGGUCAUUGGAGUCUCAACAGUGUCCCCUUGACUUUCUGUGAUCACUUGAGCCUGUGAUCGCUCUGAAUUGUUAGUCACCUGUAAAGGCAUAGUCUGAUGUGUAUACACACACACACACAAACACACACACACCAGUCUCAGCAGCCUCUGGAGCACAGCCUGAACCAAAGCCCUGCUAGCUAACAGACACACAGAUUUUUUCAGACAGUACCAUAUAACAAAUGCCACAUACAGAAUGAUAAUAACCUCGGAAAGUACUAGAUUCAUCCUCAGGUAACUGGGAAUCGGGCAGAGACGAGGCGAGAUGAGAGACCAAAUCUCACAAGUCUCUAUAUAUCUACUUGUGGAAUGUCAAAUUUGAAGACACGUGAACCUCGUCUUUAUGGCCCUAGAAGGUCGAGAUCGCCGAGAUCGAGAGACGUCGGGCCACUGAAGCGGAGUCCUCUCUCCACAGUCGGCUCUAGAUUCCUGGUCGCAACCGUAAUGCUUAGCUGGAUUGUGGACUUGUGAGUCAAAUUUUAUGGAUCAUUACAUUUUAAUCUCUCCUUGUCCACGUCAAAGCCAAGGGUGAAAUCAUUGAUUAACAUGAAAAACAUGAAUCAUUUUCAUGGAUGUCAGGAUGAUAUCUGUAUAAACUUGUGUGGAGUGAUUUGAAUGCAUAAACACAUUUACCUACCUGUUUGCAAUUGGCCUGAUCCGGAUAUUAAGGGAAAAUUAAUAUGUUUGAGCUCUGAUUUAUAUGUUCUGAUUGCGCCCAUUAUCUUUGUAAGCUGUACAAGGUAGCAAGUCACAUGACGGGCAUCUUCUGAAAUGUUUUAAUUGUUUUUUUGUUUUUUUUUUGUUUUUGUUUUGUUUUGUUUUGUUUUUUCCAAUGAGGGCAUGUUAGGUUUUUUUGUUUGUUUGUUUGUUUUUCCUACUUAAUUAGUUAAAAAGAAAUCAGCGGGUCUGCGUGACAUGUCAAGUUUUGUUUUAUUUUAUUGGAUUGAUAAUGGCAGAUGGAAAUGAAAUGCUAAUGAUUUUUUUUUUUUUUUAAGUUUUUCUUUCUCCUAUCCCAUUAUCUAUUUGGAAAUAUUUUGGUAUAUUUAGAGUAUUUAAAAUUCAAUUAAUUCAAUUUUAUGUAAUUAUGCAUUUUAACAUAUUGGCAUAGAUGUGAUGGAUUACUCUAGAAAUUGAGGGUUGUGUUUGAAUUGGCAAUGAAGUUGAUUUUGAUUUAUUAUUUUUUUAACGUAUUUAAUUUAAUGCUUUUGCUUCCUUUGUAAAUGAAAUGUCUUUACCUGAUGACAUGUGACGUGCCACUUCUGAGGAUUUGGCAUUAUGUUUCAUGAUAAUAUAUCCUAUGUGACACGGCUCAGUGGCUGGACGUGGGGUUUUACAGAACCUGCUGUAUUGUGGUUUGUCUCAAUUUCAUCACAACUGUCGCUACAUUUAAAAAAUUUAAAUUUAAAAAAAAAACAAAAACAAAACAAAAAACAUAGGAAAUGUAACUUUUAUGUUCAUGUCAAGGCAUGACCUCCUCUGUUUUUUUUCCCCCCAGUCGCUUUAUGUUUCUUUAUGUCCAGCCACUUUUAGCUGUUUUUUUAAUCUCGUUGCAUCAUGAUGUGUCAGUGUUGGACAACCCUCAUUAAGCUCCCAUUUAUUUAUCCUGUUGUGGUGUCAUUUUAUCUUGUGCACCUGAACCUUCGAAACCCACGUGUCUGUAAAAGCAGCAAUGUCUUGUACUGCUCAUGUGCGAUCACUGAUUGAAUGACAGCCAUACCUGUAUAAGCAGAUUACUUUAGUUUUGUCUGGUUUAUAGGGCUGCAGUGAACAUAACUCUGUGUUUACUGUACAUGAAUUACUUUACAAAAUCUGGUCUUGAAUGGAUUUUAGAAUGUAAAUACUCCUGUACAUAGUGGUUAAUGAACAUUUAAAAUGCUUAGACUACUUUUUCCCGAAGCUGAUAUUUUUAUUUUCUACAAUAUUUCUGAGUUGUCAUUUUGAAAAUGAAAAAAAAAAAAAAAAAACCUACAGGAAGAGAAAAACAUGUUUGUACCAGUUUCAAGGACAUUGUCUUUGGUUACAUGUAAAUAGUUGUAUCUCAAAAAGAAAAAAAAAAGUUGCUACUUUCA